AUGGCUGAUUUUCAAGAACAGUUAAAACAAUAUCGCCUUAAAAAGCGAAGGAAAAAAACAAUUGAAAAUUUAAAAGAAAAAUUUUACAGAUUUUUAAUGUUUGGCACUGGUUCUCCUAAAGAAACUACAAUCGAUUUGCAACAGCCUUCAAAAAACCAUCCCGAACUUUUCGAAGAAAACUCGCACGAUGGCUCUUUGUCCUCCAGUGCGAACGAAUUUGUGGAAGAAAGCAGCAUUAUGCCCGAAACCGAAGACCAUUCAGGGGGGAACGUACUCAAGUAUACUCUUUGGACUGUAUAUCUUCUUUUUUGGAUAACUCUCUAUGUAAUAGCCAUUGAACUGAAGUUUGGAUUGGUUUAUCUUAUGUUUUCCGCACUGUUUGGUAUUUAUUUUAAUACGCGAACGGGCCCAAAAAAACAAAAUGAAAUUAGCGCAUACAGUGUUUUUAACAAAAAUUUUGAGAGUAUAGACGGUACACUGAAAGCAGAGCAAUUUGAACGUGAAAUUCGAUAUGGCUCGGGAAGUGUAAAAUAAAAUGAUUUAUUUUUAUAUGGA
Molecule: messenger RNA, 555 nt
Organism: Drosophila persimilis
Lineage: Eukaryota; Metazoa; Arthropoda; Insecta; Diptera; Drosophilidae
Gene: Saysd1
Exons: 2
Coding region: 1-534 (177 amino acids)
Source: RefSeq, a predicted model, not a curated record